CUCCUCCCUCCCUCCUGCCUCUUUCCUGCCUCUUUCCGUCUCCUUCUCCUUCUCCUUCUUCCCCCCUCCAACAGACCGUCUCUCCUUCAUCUCCACCGAGUACUCGUACUCGCUGUGCUUUUCUCCACGCAAGUUCCCCUCCCCGAAAAUGCCGGAGCUGGAAGAUAUUACCUACUCGCGCGAUGAAUGCGUUGCCGCCGUCCGCGACUACUAUGACUUCCUCUCCAAGAUGUACCACGACGAGUCGGAUGUCCUCAUCCCGCCCGACGGGGGCUGGCCCACAAUUACACAAGACAACCUACGGGGUUUAGGCAAAACCGACGAAGUAAUCUCGCUGCUCCGUUCCCUGCCCUACAUACGCGCGCCCGAGCACACCGUGCUGAAGCUCCAGUCCGCCCCCUUGUGCCAGUUCGCCGACUGGCGACAGGACAGCCAUAAUGUUAGCAUCGGCGCCUCAAAUUGUGAAGUGCUCAAGCACUGUUCGGAAAGUGCUUGGCUGCUCGAGGAUAUCCCCCCUCACGUCGUCAGUCUCACGAGCGGCAACUACGACAAUCCCGUCCUCCUGCUCGACACUGAGCUCGGCGUCGCGUACUGGCCUGGGUGCCCCGCCAAGGUGAAGUGCGAUCCGCCGCGUGAGCUAGUCUCGGAUGAUCCGUACGACUAUGCAGCCGAGAACGAGGCGGAGUGGCGGGCUGACAGCGCGGCAUGGGCCAUCCCUGACUUCUUCGAGGUUUUCAAGGACCAGUUCCGGAAGCUGAACUUCGUCCCGAUAAGCCCGCGGUUGGUGAUGGACGAUUACACACCCGCCACCGGGGACGACGAUGGGAUGGUACCCAUGAUGCAAGACAUCUAUCGCGAGCAUGGUUGGCCUGACCUACAGCGGUACCGCAAGCGCGAGUGUCUGGAAGCUGUGCGUGCAGCGCUAAAGGAGCGAUAUCCCGACUUUUCCUCAGAUCCGAUGGAAGAAGACUAGGAUGGACGACUAGGAUUAACGGUUGUUUGAUACUGCGGCUAUAGUCACCUUCGAGGUAAAAUGGUCAUACGGGACCCGAUGUAAGACUUAUCGUGUUGAUAAGGAAAUAUAAGGGUCUAAUAUAGGGCGGGUGCUACAAGUGAAGAGAAGUACUAUAAGAAAAGGACUAACAAAGAUUUAAGCACUCAUCAUUCUUUGCGGGUGAGUAUUAGAGUACAAUCAACAUUAAGUACGAGUAGAAGCGCUUAAACCAUAAAAACGCCAAGUAAGACUAUUCACAGCAAAUCGACAUAUUAUAACUAUUCAGAAUGAAAACAAGUAUACCGCCUUGGUCAUUAAUAAUAAAACCUCG
Messenger RNA from Pseudogymnoascus verrucosus, 1325 nucleotides. RefSeq lists its product as uncharacterized. The transcript has a single exon. The record is from RefSeq and is a predicted model, not a curated record. Bases 149 to 973 code for a protein of 274 amino acids. NCBI's taxonomy places the organism in Eukaryota, Fungi, Ascomycota, Leotiomycetes, Thelebolales, Thelebolaceae.